Strongylocentrotus purpuratus (purple sea urchin) is the source of this 1023-nucleotide messenger RNA. RefSeq lists its product as uncharacterized. Bases 197 to 787 code for a protein of 196 amino acids. The transcript is spliced from 4 exons. The record is from RefSeq and is a predicted model, not a curated record. NCBI's taxonomy places the organism in Eukaryota, Metazoa, Echinodermata, Echinoidea, Camarodonta, Strongylocentrotidae.
UAACACUUGUACAUUUAAUGACGAAGUCAGUCGUUUUUCUUCUGGGUGUUACCGUCCUACCAUUGACCGCAAACUAGUGGUAAUAGAUUUAUUGAGGUAGUCCCUCUAUCAUCUUCUUCAUUCUCAAGCUACAAGCAAGAGUUAACAGCAUUUUGACAAUAUCAUAUCUCUGCUGAGUUUGUUGUAAGAAAAAAGAAUGGCUGGGAACACUCCAUGUUGGUUUGCGCUGGCCGCAAUUUUCGGCGCCAUCUUGUGCUUUUCGUCACCCGCGGAAGGACUGGGGACGGUGUAUGAUAUCGACGUCAACAAAUAUGUCGGAGUCUGGUAUAACAUGUAUACAAACUUCUGGGCAGACUCAUUCGCCGGUACAGAUGGGGCAGAAUGCACAACAGCUGAAUAUGGGAAGAUCUCUGAUACCAACGUGACAGUGUACAACGCUUACAGCGUACGGGAGGGUCGCUCAGACACCAUUGAGGGUUAUGCAUGGAUACCUUUCCUUGUCGAACCAGGACGACUGCUAGUCAGACUCGAAGGCGUACCUCUCGCAACCCCAUAUUUUAUCAUCAAACUCGGUCCAAUCGUCAACAACCAGUACGAGUACUCUAUCGUCUCCGACCCCGCAGCCGCAGCGCUCUUCGUCCUCGCCCGUGACCCCGAGACCUUUGACAUGAUGUACGACGCCGAGGUCAGGGAAUACCUUCUCGUGACGGGUUUCACAACUCCACCGACGCAACCAGUCCGCGUUUACCACGGGAAUGACUGCCGAUAUUUUUCUCCAAGAGCUUAAUAAACAACUUAGACAAUAUUAUGAUAAAAUUGUACAGGAGACGAACCUCAAGCAAAACGUUUAAGGAUGGUACGUGUAAUAAUCAUGUUAUCCCAUUACUAUACGUUCCAUCGUGUAGAUAAGACUUUAUGAAAUAAAAUAACAAAAUAUUUUCAUGCCCUACAAUAAAAUUUUAUCCUGACGAUACGAUACCACUCUGUAUUAUAUUGCGCGCUGAAGACCGCGCCAGUCGUUGG